AUGGCUGAAGACUCUGAGUUAUGGGAUGUAAUAUGUGACAGACCUUUUGACCCUACAAAGAACCUUGGUGAUCCAGCUGUAGCCAUUCCCAAGACGUCAAAAGAGAUCUGGGAGGAUCUUAAGAUAGCUCACGAGGGAACAACUCAGGUGAAACAAUCCAAAAUUGAUAUGCUCACAAUAGAAUAUGAACUCUUCAGAAUGAAAGAUGAUGAAUACAUCCAAGAUAUGCAUACUCGAUUCACCUCCACUAUCAACGAGCUUCACUCUCUUGGUGAAAGUAUUCAAAGAACAAGCUUGUUAGAAAAAUCCUUAGUGUACUGCCCAGUUCUUGGGAAAGCAAAGUUAACGCCAUUACAGAGGCUAAGGACUUACAGACACUGA
Molecule: messenger RNA, 381 nt
Organism: Nicotiana tabacum (common tobacco)
Lineage: Eukaryota; Viridiplantae; Streptophyta; Magnoliopsida; Solanales; Solanaceae
Source: RefSeq, a predicted model, not a curated record